Molecule: messenger RNA, 14992 nt
Organism: Monodelphis domestica (gray short-tailed opossum)
Lineage: Eukaryota; Metazoa; Chordata; Mammalia; Didelphimorphia; Didelphidae
Gene: PURA
Product: purine rich element binding protein A
Biological process (GO): regulation of transcription by RNA polymerase II
Cellular component (GO): nucleus
Molecular function (GO): DNA-binding transcription factor activity, RNA polymerase II-specific; RNA polymerase II transcription regulatory region sequence-specific DNA binding; purine-rich negative regulatory element binding
Source: RefSeq, a predicted model, not a curated record
AGCCCGGAGGGAAAGGAGGAGGGAAGCCGGGGGGCUGCGAGGGCCGCGAGUGAGCGGCGGGGUCUGAGCGGGGGCCUGCCCCGCGCCGGAGCCGAGUCAUCUUUUUCCCCUCCCUUCACCCUCCCCUUCCUCUUGCUGGUCUCCUCCCCUCCCCUCCCCCCUUUCUCUUCCUCCUCAGCCCGGCUGCUCGCGCGGGCGCCCGCCAGCCCGUCAGCCUCAGCCUGAGCCGCAGCUCGCGCCGCCCGGGACAGGUGUGUGCGCGCGCUCGCCCUCCCCUCACCUGCUGCAGGACAGCGCCCGGAUCUCGCGAGAUCGGCUGGCUGGCUGUGGGGGUUGCAGCAGCGGCGGCGGCAGGCGGAGCCGGGGGAAGGGAAGGCAGCGGCGGCGGCGGCGGCAGGCGGAGCGGCAGGCGGAGCGGCGGCGGCGGGCGGCCGGCUGAGCGGCAGCAUCAUGGCGGACCGAGACAGUGGCAGCGAGCAAAGCGGAGCGGCGCUGGGCUCUGGCGGCUCCCUGGGGCACCCGGGCUCUGGCUCGGGCGGCGGCGGGGGCGGCGGCGGCGGGGGCGGCGGCGGGGCCCCGGGGGGGCUGCAGCAUGAGACCCAGGAGCUGGCCUCCAAGCGGGUGGACAUCCAGAACAAGCGCUUCUACCUGGACGUGAAGCAGAAUGCCAAAGGCCGCUUCCUGAAGAUCGCCGAGGUGGGCGCCGGGGGCAACAAGAGCCGCCUCACGCUCUCCAUGUCGGUGGCCGUGGAGUUCCGUGACUACCUGGGCGACUUCAUCGAGCACUACGCGCAGCUGGGCCCCAGCCAGCCCCCGGACCUGGCCCAGGCGCAGGAUGAGCCGCGCCGGGCGCUCAAGAGCGAGUUCCUGGUGCGGGAGAACCGCAAGUACUACAUGGAUCUCAAGGAGAACCAGCGGGGCCGCUUCCUCCGCAUCCGCCAGACGGUCAACCGGGGGCCCGGCCUGGGCUCCACGCAGGGCCAGACCAUCGCCCUGCCGGCCCAGGGGCUCAUCGAGUUCCGUGACGCCCUGGCCAAGCUCAUCGACGACUAUGGCGUGGAGGAGGAGCCGGCCGAGCUGCCCGAGGGCACCUCCUUGACUGUGGACAACAAGCGUUUCUUCUUCGACGUGGGCUCCAACAAGUACGGAGUGUUCAUGCGGGUGAGCGAGGUGAAGCCCACCUACCGCAACUCCAUCACUGUCCCCUAUAAAGUGUGGGCCAAGUUCGGCCAUACCUUCUGCAAGUACUCCGAGGAGAUGAAGAAGAUCCAGGAGAAGCAGAGGGAGAAGCGGGCUGCCUGCGAGCAGCUCCACCAGCAGCAGCAGCAGCAGCAGGAGGAUACAGCAGCAGCAACCCUGCUGCUGCAGGGGGAGGAGGAGGGGGAGGAAGAUUGAUCAAACUGUAAAAAACAUAAACACACAUACACACACAGAGAGGAAAAAAAAACUAUACUAUAAAGAAAGAGAGAAAAUAAAAUUUAAAAAAAAUGUUAAAAAAAAAUGUAACUGUUAACUCCAAGGGAGCACCCACCACCCACCGAACCUCCACCAACUGACAGUUUCUCUUCUUGACUUGCCACCCAUCGCUGGAUGUUGUCCACUUUAUCCACCAUAUAAAACAGUAAGCAGCUGCUAAAACAAAACAAAAAAAAAACAAAAAAGUAAUAACAUUAUAUAUGAACUGUGUUUCCUACUUGAUUAAAAAAUAUAAAGAACUGAGUGUUUAUUUCCCUAAUUAACCAAGAACUUUUGUACACGUUUAAGCUAUUAUUAUUAAAAGUGUUUGCAAAAUGGUCAAGAUUAUAAUAUUGCUGAAUUAUAUUAAAAAAAAGUCCUUUUCAUGUUGAGCUAACAUUUGACUUUAGCACAAAAAAAGAGAUAUUUUAGAACACGUAAAAUAAUAUUUUUAGUUUUUUCUUCUCAUUUUGUUACCAAAUUUCAAACCUUACAUGGAGGUUAUUAUAGUAUAUUUGACACCCUAUAUACCUGUGAUUAGAGAUGUGUAUAUAUAUGAGGGCUAGGCAUGCUGUGUGUCUGAGCUUUGUCUAAAUGUUAUGCAGAAGUUUGUAGAGUUAAAGGUACGUAGGUUUAAUUCAUGCAAGGUAAACAAUAAGUGCUCUCUUUUAUACAAUAUGCAUUGCAUCUGGACCUUAAACAUAUAAAAUGGUCAGUGAAACUUCUGUGAACAUGAAGAAAAUUAUUAAAAAAGGCAUUUAAAUGAAAUUUGCUAAGUUGUGAUUUUUACGGUUUGAACCAAAGUUAUUCAAAUAGUAAAAAAAAGAAAAAAGUAUCUAAAAGAAUAUCUCCUCCCAUAAUAUUUUUCUGCUCCUGUUUGGUUUACAACUAAGUAGGCGUAUUGUCAUUAUUGUGUAUAUGAGAUGUACUUGUAUUGUUCAUAAUAUAUUUUUUUUAUUAUGUGUAGAAAGACUUAAAGUACUUAACCUUAUGUGCAGCAAUUUCCAGUGAACCUGUAUUUGGACAACAGGUAGUGAGUCUUUGUGUGGUCACUGACACUAGCACUGUCUCCUAAACUUGCAAGAGGUCUGAAGCUAUCCUUUGAUUUAUGCCAGUGCUAUUAAUUUAUGUAGGCCUGUUAGAAACCAGUGCAACACAAUUAUAGAGUUAUCCUACUGAGCCAUGGAUUUUGAGUUUCAUAUAAAAGUGAAAGCCAAGUUGGUGUAUGUAAAGGAUUUCCAUGUAGCUGUGGUGCUAGUUAUUACUGGCUACAUUAUAUUCUAAGUGUAUUUGUGACCCUAAGUGUACAAGCCUCCUAUCAAGUUUGUUCUUGUAACUCUUAUAUUCAAGGUGUAGGGUAUGAAAAUGCAGAACUUAAGGAGAGCACUGAUUUGUCAGCUGUUGUCCUCUAAACUGAAGUUAUUUGUAACUAUAGACUUUUACAGGUUUUUCCUUUAAAGAUGUUUGUGUGCUUUUAAUUGACAACUAACUUCUUGCUGCUGUAUAGUAAAAUAUUAAUAUAUUUUUAUCAUUAAACUGCUGCAUGACUAUCAUCAUUGAGUGAAGAGAAAAUGUUAUAAAAAAGAUGCCUUAAACAGUACAUUUUUGUUCAGAAUUCUGUAGAAAGCAUUUAAGUAAAUGGAGAAUCUUGUCUGACUCAAAGUUCUGGGGAUGAAAUAAUUUGUUUCUUGACAAAUCUAACCAUGUAGAUCUAACUGCUGUAUAUAGAAGACACCACCUGUAGGAACAGGAAGGUAUCUGUAUCUGUGCUUCUCAAUGAUUGUAAAGCAUUGGCCUAGGAAGGUGAAAAAGUUGUCUAAAGUUACUUUUCUGCUGGUUCAUUUGGUUUUAUUUUUAUAUUUUUAAAGUUCCCUGGUUGUGUUUUUUUCUUUGUUUUUGAGAUCUACUGUAUAUGUUGGAUAAACAAGCUAUUUCCAUUGUACUGUGCAUUUCUCUUUUAAAUAAUUUGCUUUUAGUAUCCAUACAAUGUUAAAUAUGAUAUGACCUUACAGUAGUUAGGAGUUUCUUUUACUUAAAAAUCACUGGAAAUUAUUAAAUUGUUUUUUUUCUCCCCAAGAUGCAUUUUUCUUAUUUCCAAAUAGUAGAAUUAAGCUUUGACAGUACAUAAUGUGAGACAUUUGAAAUGCUUUUCACCUGCAUGUAAACGUUGAUUAAUGACCUGGGAUUAUUUUGUUGUUGUUGUUGUUUUAAAGUUUGUUGAGCGGUUUUGUUCAUUGUACUUUAACUGUGAUAUGGAAAAGAUUGCAUUAUCUGUGCUGUUCCUAGUUAGAAAAGUGAUUUGCUUUGCUUUUUGUUUCUGGUUUACUGUAGGUUUAAAAAGUUAAGCAUUGUAUCACAGGUGGUUGGAAUUCUUCUAGAUCAGUGUUUUAUAAUUGCCAGCAGUAAGUAGUGCAAGUCAACAAAACCACAUCAGACUUAGGCAAAAUGACCUUUCUUACCAUAGAGAAGUUCUUUCAUGAGGUUUUCUUUAGGGUCAGAAUUACCUAAAGGGAAAUCUGGGACUAUAGAUUUCAGAUUCUGCUUUGGAAUUGGACCAGGUAGAAAUAUAUGGGUUGUGCAAUUCUAGUUACAUUUAUAAGAGUUGAUUGAACACAAUCUUAGCAAGUUUUUGUGCACAGUGUCUGAUUUGCAGUCAGUGGAUUUAUUUUUCAUUCACAUACAGAUAUACUAAGAUUUACAUGGUGAUCAUGGAAAAGAUAAAAGACUGUAAAGAUGCUCUUGUUGCAUCAAUUUAUCCUUGUUCCCUCCCCCUCCCCCACACCUCCCCCUCACCCCCAGGUGCUUGGUACUUUACUAAGUUUCAUUAUCUUAGUGUUUUGCAUUCAAGAGGUUUUUUUUCUUUUGUUUUUCUUUUAAUGGUUACCCUGUUUAUGCUAGAACAAUAAAGGUAAUGGUAUAUUUGACCAUAUGUGUUACUCAAAGAAGACAGUAUGAUCAAAUGUGCCAAAAAAAAAUUCUUGACAAGUAUUGCCUUAUUUUCCUUGAUGAUCUGCUUUGUCUUAUAAUGGUCCAAUAUCUUGGUCAAAUUAUAUUUGCCUGAGUAUGAAAGAAAACUUGAAAUUCAUUGCAAUAUUGACAUUCUUUAAAAUAAGAGACACUGUCAAGUAAUUAAACCCAGAGGAAAAUAGCCACCAGAUUUAAAUACCUAUUGAGGUGGUAAGGGUGAUUGGUGGUGUGGUGAUGAUGGUGGUGGGUGAUGGUGGUGGGGAUUGAUGGUGGUGGUCAUGGUGGGGAGGGAGUGAUGGUGAUGGUGGGUGGUGAUGAUGGUGAUGCUUAAUCUUUUAUUUUAAAAGCCACUGUUAAUUUGUGCCUCAUUUUUCAUGCUGAAGUUACAAGCAGCAGUCAUCCAGCCACAGAGGGAGCUAAAGUUAACUAACCAGAACUGUACAGAAAUCAUUAUACAUGCUUUUUCACAACAAAGGAAGUUCAUUUUAAAAAGCCAUGUUGGCUUUUACUUUCUAAGAUACAGAUUGGAGGAUAGAUGAAUAUUUGCCAAAUGAAAAGAAACAAUAAUAGAAAAGGAAUACUAUUUUGUAGCUUUUCAAAAGCCAUGGAUUAUCUGAACCAAAACAAACCUAUCAACAAAAAUCCUUGACAGUGUCACUUUCUAGUUUUCCCCAAGAGGGGUUGAAGUUUUAAACUAAAGUUAAAAUAUAGCACUGUGGUGUUUUUUGUUGUUUUUUUUUGUUUGUUUUUGUUUUUUAAGAUUUUACAAAUACUUUUAAAGAACAGAGUUGCUAUAGUAAAAAUGGAUUACUAUCUUGAUUUGCUCUUUCAGUUAUGCAGAAGGCUGCUAAUAAUUUUAACCCUUCCCUUGUCCAAAGUAGACAAUUAUUUUUAUUUGGGAACAAGUACAUUGUUGCCUUUUAAAAUAGCACUGUAACAACCUCUGAUAAUUAGUUAUAGUGUAAUCUUUAUCCCUUGCAAACUAUGCAAAGUGAGUAUAAAUUAAGAUUAAAUUUAAAAUAGUUGAUUACAUUGCAAUCAGGUGGCAUUCAGGAAACCAACUGGAUUAUAUACCAAUAAAAACUAUUAACCUAAGAACUAUGUAUGCUAAUAACAAACUAUAACUUAGCUACCUAGUCUAAAAAUUGUCAACAUUAAUAUUGUGUAACAGGUCUGAAGAAGAUUGCCUCCUUUCUUAAAAAGAGAGAUUAAGGAUUUUUAUAAUUGUUUUUCAUCAAAUUUUAAUAUUUUUGUCAAAUUUUUAGGUAUUUAAUUUGUAAAACAGUCUGCUUUGUACUAGCAUACAGAAAAUAGGAUAUUGAUUUAAACUUUUUUAAGCCAAGUGAUCAAGUACAUUUGUAAUAAAAGUCAAUGGAUCCAUAUCAGUUGUACUCACUGUUUUCAUUUCUUGUACUUUAUAAUGCAGUAGUGUUAUAUACUUCUGCAGGAAAUAUGAACUGAAUCUGGGUGGAUGGGAGGGAGACAACUGAUUUAAUAUGAAUAUUAAAAAUCUGGAUGAUUUUCAUGAUCCUUAAGUCAGUGAAGAUUUGGUUGAUCUCAAAAAACAUUUUUAUGAAUAUCCUUUUUGCUUAAAGUUUUGUUUGUUUUGCCAAAUUUGAUGUUCAUAGGCUUUUUGCUUUUCAAUUCCUUUUUUUUUUUAGCUUCAAAUUUAAGAGACUUUCUAAGGUAUGGACUUUUUCUUUUCUUUUUGCCCACCAUGUCAGCCACGCUAUAGGCAUGAUUAUUUUUAUCUUUUCUCCAUUUCUCAUCAUUUUUUCUGAAACAUUCCAUCCUCUUUUCCAUGGUCCACAUAUAUGUGCAUGUAUACUUGUAUACAUAUGCCUUUUAUACCAUGAGUUAUUAUAAAGAGGCCUAUUAUAUAAAUGUAGGCCUGAUAAUAUUGCAUUCCUGGCGUUAAUUCUUUUUAUUUUUUUAACAUGUAAACAAAUGUAAGCUUUUCCUUAGAAGUCAUACACCAAAUCUGAUGACUUAUACUUUCCCAAAAUUUUUCAAAUGGGUAUAAUUGAUGUACAAGAAUGCUAAAACAAGGUCAUAUUUUCAGUUACUUAUAUUUUGGACAUUUGAUUACAACUCUAAAUGUAAUAUAGUUGAGAUGUGAUCACUUUAGAGAGUAAAAUGAAUAGAAAUUUAAAAUAUCUUGCCAAGCAGUUUUUUUUUUUUUUUAAGAAUCCAUCAAGGUGGUUUCUACAGAGAUUUUUGAUGAAGGGAUGUUUUUAGGUUGAAAUUGAAACCUUAAAGAGAGAUUUUUGAUGCUCUUAUUUUCUGUUGAUUGGAUUUGAUAUUUCACUCAGCAUAUACCAGUAAACAGCAGUUAUCAUUACCAUUAUUCUUGCUUUUCAUUCAUUGUAUCACUGUUGUUUUCAUUGCAGUUCAUUAUGGUAAGAUAGAAGUGUGUGUGUGUGUGUGUGUGUGUGCGCGCGCGCGCGCGCGCGCGCGUGCGUGCGCACUCGCCUGUCCUAAAACAUCUCUAAGUUUGGAGUUUUCAACCACCAGUUCUUUUGAACAUAACUCCUACAUUGUCAUCACUUUAGAGGAUGUUGUCCUAUCUAUUAAGAAAAAGUAUGAUCAGUGUCAACCUUUUCCACAAUAUUAUUAUGAACAAAGCAGUGCCUAUACAAUACCAAAAAAAUUCAUUGAAAAGUAAAAAUUAUCAAUUAUCAAGCCAACUAUUUAACUGAGUUGACCAAAUUAGCAAAUUUGGGUAUUGAAUAGAUGGUGGCCUAACUGACUAUGUCCCUUUGGAAAUAUUGAGAGCAGGGCAGGUAGUGUGUCAAAGAUUUCUUCCUUAAAAUAUGGAAAUACAGAUUCUAUAACUUCAUUUUUAAUGUUUGAUGGUGUCUGUUAUUUAGUAUAUACCUUUUUUCUCUUGUGUGUAUAUAUUCUAUAGAAUAAAGUUGUUUCCUAAUGAUCAAAAAAUUGUACCACUUGAAAUUGAGUUCAAAAUGGUUUUCAUGACCAUAUACUCUUUGUUUUUAUAUAUAUUAGUAACCUCCUCUAUAGUAAGGUAAAUUUUACCAGCAUUUCAUGUGUUAGAAUUUAGCUCAAUUAAAAAAAAAAAGGCAGUUAUUAUUACAUUCUCAAUUUGGUUUGCUUUAAUGUUUCAGGAGACCAUAAGGUUUUGCUAUUAAGAAUAUUAUUCGGCAGAUAUGUCUGUGCACAAGCGCCUGUCCUUGUAGAAAUAUGUAGGAAUAGACUUUUGAACACAGCCCCUAGCAAAGUGUUUUGCACAUAGUAGGCACUUAAAUGCUUGUUAAAUUUUUAUUUUUGAACAUCAAUUAUGUUGAGGAUGCUACAUGAUUCAGGAACAAGAAGGAGAAAAUAUAUCCUUAUGAUAUCCUUCUCCCCUUCUUUAGUAGAGGAUAAUUUUAUCCCAUCCAUCUUGACUAUUUCAGGCAGUGAUCAUAACUAACAGAUUUGGUGGUUGGCACCAGUUUGUCCUAGAACAGAAGUUAGUAACCACUGAUUCCUGUAGAACUCUACUAUUUUGCACCAUAUUAAUUUUUGACAUUUUUUUCUUUGUUACUUUACUUCCUUUAUAUUCUAGUAUGCUUCUUGGUACUUAGCAUUCAUUUCUCCUUCUUAGGCCUUAGACCUCUUAAUGAUAUUUAUACUUGACACCGUUAAGGCACUUGCUUCUAAAGAAGUUUUUGACCCUUGUCCCCACAGCAUAGCUAGCAUAAUUGUCAAGAAGAAGCCAUGUGCUAUGCUGUUUAAGCCUAGCAUUCAUCCCUGACUAGAAUCCUGCUCCCAACUAGAAUUUUACAUUUUAAUUAAAAAGAUAUUGAAGUCUUAUGCUGAGAUAUAUUUGUGACUUAAAAGAUAGUAAAAUGUAUGUAUAUUUAAGAAAGGUUGUUGAAGCUGUAGCUAACCAUUUGGAAACUGGAGAGCUGGUGAAGGAAUUUUUAAAAGGGGAUGUGAAUGCUAUAAGGAAAAAUGAAUUAAAAGUAAGAAGGAUCUUAGAAUGGAUAUAAUAAGAGGUGCCAAGAUGGGUGUUUGGAUUGAGUUAUUUGCUAAGGAUGGUGAAUGAAAAGGCACUAGGGGAUGUUUAAGAAAAGUCAAAGGAUUACUUCAUUUGUUCUGUGGGAAGUGAUGGUCUUCAUCUUUCUGGGUCUUAUGAUGAUGCAUUAAGUUCACUGAUCUACUUAUGGAAAGGUGGCAUGUUAUAGAACAAUUUAAAACCCAAGGAUUAUAGAAUUGGCCAUUAUUGGGCUCAUUCAGGCUGAACCAAAGCUAAUGGGCUUAGUUAUUCUGAGGAAAAUAUUAGGUAUACCCAAAUUCCUAACAGUUUUAAAAGCAAUUCUCAAAAGCAGAUAUCUUGUAUAAUGUCUACUAUAAGUCUUGGGAUCAUAUUAUAUAAUGUGGUAGUUUUCAAGUCAGUUUUUAGAUGUUUUUAGUUUUUGAAGCCAGUUCUUCCACUCUGGAUUACAUUUCACACACACAUACACACACACACACACACACACACACACACACACAUACACACACAGUGUUUUUAAAAGAGCAAAUAAAAAUCUAAAUCCAAGUGAAAUAGCUAACACUAGAUUGCAAUUUGAAGUAUAUUUUAUAUUUCUUCCAACAAUUGUAAGGUUAGUAACAAGCCAGCUGCAUUCGUAUAUGGCCCUUGAUAACAUAGCUGAAGUAUGCUUUAGCAGAAUCAGCUCACAUAUCUUUGCCAACUUUUUUUCCUUCAGUUAUUCAUUAUAAUGCUUUAAAAGUACAGAAUUCCUAGUCACUUCUGUGGUGAGGAGUAUGUUAACACUUAUAUUUUCUAAAAGUUCUUAUGUCCUUGUUGCAGGAAUAGCUGAUGGUAUUUGGCUUUCUGCUUCUCUCAAGCCAAUGAUGCUUUAUAUUUAAAUUAGUAUGACAAACAUUUAUCAUAAAAGUCAUACAGUAUUAUUUUGGUUCCAGUCAAAUAUAUAUAUGCAUUUUGAUAGCCCUCUUUCAAAUUCAUUUAAUUUUUGACAAAUAUCUUACAUUAUUGCUAUUAAAACUCUAAAUGGAAGUAAUUAAUUUCUACCUGGAAGGUAAAAUUUUAAAAAGUCAAAUAUGUCAAUUAUGUUAACAAUUUUAGUAUUUCUUUAUUAUAACAUUGGUAGAGUUGGCACUAAAAUGUAAUAUAAUAUCCAGAUUUUAUAGUGAGUCAUUUAAAAUUAUAGUUUGAAACCAUAAUUUGUUUUAGUCAGUACAGGACCUUCUUAAACGACCCCUCAGUUUAGCAAUUAUAUAUCUUAAAAUGUGUUUCUAAGCUGAUAUUUAUUGUUGAUUUAAAUGUCUAGGCCAAAGUCUUUCUGAAGCUUCCUCUUUUGUUGUGCAAAGAAAUGAAUGGUAGGUAGCCAAACUUUUCAGCAGGCCAAUUGUCUUUUAUGCAUAUUGUUGCCAGUGUAAAAACUGUCAAUCUCAGGGCAAAGUCAGUAAAGUUGCCUAAAAUGUUUCCAAUUUCUUUUCAUCAUUUUGCACUACUUAACCUUGCAUUUCAUUUUUCUUUGAAAAUGAAAAUAGAUCAGUUGUUUUCACUUUUGUUUCUAGGUGUUUCCAAUUUCCUGGUCAUCAGCAGAAUCUUAUAAUGUUUUCAGUAUCUCACCCAAAUGAAAACCUUAAUUAUAAUUAAACAUGUUUAACAAAGUCAAGAAAAUAUUUUACAGUUGUAUAAAACUCAAAUCUCAUUUUCAUUCCCCUUAAAAUAUGACCUUUGCCACCAAAACCCUUUGAAAAUAUUUAUGUGACUUAUAUGUAAAUAUAUAAAGUGAAAACCUUGGAAAGCAUAUAAAAUGCUGUCUUUAAGAUCCAGAUUUCAGCACAACAGUUCCAUUUGGGUUGUUUCUGUGUAUGUUUUAACCACUAAAUUUGUUCAAAGGGAAGAGGUCUGGUUGUGAGUUGUAUCCCUUUAUUGUCAAUAGGCUUUCUUUCUUAUAGACCAUCUGAUGUAGUUAGGAUGAGAACUGUCUUAUUGUAUGAUUCCUUAAGGAAUUUUGUGAUGGCUUUUGGGGGAGUAGGUCUAGUAUAAUACAUGAAGAGUCUUUAUCUUAACCAGAAGUCUUCUUGUAACUUUAAAGGUGGAAAAGUUGACACAUCAGACCUUUUCUCCAGUUGGUGAGUUAGAGUAUGCAUAAUAGUUGGUGUUCAGAAAGGUAAUCAAUGGCUAUUGUCAAUAGAACAAAAUAAAAUGGGCUAUUUUUAGUGAUCUAUGUUUCCUUUUUUAUAGUUUUUGGGCAUGUCAUACUUAAAACUCAACAAAUGAGAGGCCUCUCUUUGGGCCUGGUUUAUUUUUGGAAUGCCUGAGUGUGUGUUUCAGUGAGGGAAGAGGGUUUUAAUUCUUGACAUGCUAUUUAACUGCAAUGGUUUUGACUCUAUAUUGGAACUUUGUUAUCUUUCUGUUUCAUUUUUGUCAGAAAAGUUAAACUUCCAUUGUUAAGAUUUUAGAUUUGUCUAGUGGAAUUGUAUCAGUUAGUUCAUCUAAAUAUGGGUCAAUUUGGGGUAAUUUAGUUUGCAAACAUGCAUUUAUUUGUCUCAGAAAAUUCUUUAAAAGAGAUUUAGUGCAAUAUUGAAAGUUAGAGACUCAUGUAGCUAGGGUUAUUUAUAUUCAAAACUCUCAAUUUUCAAAUCUAUAUGGAUAUUGGGAUGGUGUUCAUUAUCCCUGUGUAUUUCCUUCAAAAAAAAAUUUUUUUUUUUAGAUUAUGCCACCAUACAUAGGGGAAAAAUUAGAAGGUAGUUUUUGUUUAAGAUUUUAAGCUUUUCUACAUGUUAAUACAUGAAUUUUUCUUUAGAAAACUUAAAUGUAAUGAUUCAGAGCAUUUAUUUGCCAAAUAUAAAUAAGAGGGAACCAGCAGUUUGAAAUGGGGUUUAAGAGCUUUUAGGAUUCUUCCCCUAUUUCCUGGUAUAAAAUUAUCUAUAGAUGCCUUUUAGUAAACUUCAUAUACAAAUUUAUUUAUAUAUACAUAUAUACACAUACGCUUGAUAAAAUAUGGAACUAAUUCACUUUGCAUAAUGUGAAGUUUUGCAAUCAGAUGGGAAUAGACUAUAGAUGAAAGGUGGUGGCACCUACUGGCAAAAAGUAACAUUGCAACCCUGGUCUUUUAGACAUGACAAAUAAAUAGCCAGACAAAAGAUGGAAUGAAACAAAGUUUUGAAUGCUGAAAGUAUGGAAUCUGGAAAUUGCCAAGAAAUAUAAAGAAUUCUUUUGUUUUAGGGUAUGGAAGAAAACAGAUAAUGUAGACUGAUUAUCCCAGAGUUAGAAAAGUAAACAACUGAAUGGAUACUCUAAGCAGGCAUAAAUUCUAAUGUACAGAGAUGCUCAGUGUGCCAUGAAACUGCUGCCAAAAAUUUCAUUUAAGUUUCAAUUUCAAUUAUUCCACAAUUAAAACACCAAUUUAUGGUAUAUGUCAGUAGGAAAAGAGAUUUUGCUUUAUAGUUGCUUUGCCAGAACACAGCUAUUCUGUGAAGUGAGGGAGACCGGUAUUACUUUUGAGAGGGUUUGUGGAACAAAAAAUACAUUGUUUCUGCUCUAUCUAAACCAGUAUUUAUGAGUAACACUUGUUUGGCUGUCUUUGUGUUGGCAACUUUUAUCAGUAAGUAUUGGUUUACACUUGAGACCAAGAGCCAAGUUUAUAAGGCUGGCUAAUAUUUCUUCACCCCUAUGUUAAAUGCAAACACUUUAAAGAUAUAUACAUAUGUGUGUAUGUAUGUUCGUAUGUAUCUUCAGGUAUGCCUUCUGAGUUAAAAAAAAAACUAGAAAUUAUAGAAACACAUCUAAUAGAACAGGAAUCUGACAAAUUGUUUCCUCCCAAUUUAGAAGCUUGUGAGAAACAGUACUUUGAGUCUAACUAUACACCAUUCAAAUGUGUGUAUUAGUUUUAAUACAGAAUUUUGGGGCAUGCCCUUGGGCUUAUUCAAAAGUGUACAAUAGGAAACUAAAUUUCCUUUCAUAGGAAGGAGAUGUUUUUCUAUUUUGCAACACAUGAAUAUAAAGCUUCCACUAUGGGAAGAUGAAUCAUGUAUCAAAUUAAUGAGACACAUAUAUAUUUUUACAUAUUUAGAAGGAAUCUAUAUAGAGCAACAUUCAGAACCUAUAUAGAAAUGAUAUUCUGUAUAGGACCAAUAGAGAAGCAACAUUCAACACUUAAACAUUUGGACUUUUCAGGUAGGGAGACUUUAGGUCUUGUAAUGACUUGCAGAGUAUUAUCAUCAAAAUGCAGUCAUUACUUGAAAUUCACUGGGGAAAAAUUGUUAGAAUGUUCUCUUGAAAUGUGUUUAACUUAAAUACAGCAGCUCUAGGCUAACAUAUGUGUAGGAAACAAGCAAAACCAACUAAAUAAAUCAAUCUGGUUUGCCAGCCAAUCCAGUUUGAGUGAAGUGAAUACACUGAUAGCUUGCAUCCUGAAAAAACAUUUUGGAUCUUAGCCUAAGGAUCUGAGAAACAAUCUUACCUGACAUAAGAAGACUCACACUUUGAUAGUUUCUAACAAAACUGUCCAUUUAAGGAGCUAUGAUACAAUUUACUAAUUUAAUCCACAGAUAUCUGUUGAUUACCUGUGAGAUUUUUAGUCCAAAGUGACCUGAAACCCUUAUCCCUGGAAAUAGAUCUCAAACUAAACAGGGCUGGAUCAGGUCCUUACUUGGAUGAGUCUCAUAGAUUUAAGAGCUGUACCUGCUUUCCUUGAGUUAGUACUGAACCUAUAUCCAGCAUGAUGUUGCUGCAGGUACUUUCUCUCAGAAGAGGCAUGGAGCCCACAUCUUGAAGGCUUGUGGCAUUUUGAGAGGAAGGUGGUAACUCUAGUGCCCUAGCCAAAUUCCAGCCGACAAAUGGGUAUUCCAUCUCAUUUUCAAUGGAAAUGUUCAUUACUUCCCAGCCAACCUGGAUGAUGAACACAGUGUGGGUUGAACUGCUGUUUCCCAUCCCUCCCCACCCAAGUCUGAGAUGCCUGCAUGUACUAACUUGAUGAUGUUAAUUCUUUAACCUACCUCACAGGGAUGUUGUGAGGCCUCAAAAGUUCAUGUUUAUAAAAUGUUAUAAGUUCAUUGGGUAGUUGACUCUUGUAAUUGCUGUGUGGUUAAAUUGAAUUUCUUCUAGGCCAAGUUUGUAAUCUGUGGCUACUGGAGUAUUCCAGCUGUAAAGUGUGAGCUAAAGCCUACUUUUCCUCCCUUUUUUCAUGGUGUGUGUGUGGGGAAAAUACCUGUUCAAUUUUCUGUCAGGGAAGUCCUCAGCUGAACAGCAUCUGAGUAAUAACUAAGGUUGGUGGUAUCCUUGGGCAGUUUGAACAUGACUAGAUGGAUCCUUGGAUGCCACAAUGAGAUGACACAAUGAGAACUCACCAUUAUUUUUAAUGGUUGUAAUAGCUAUUUCCUCUAGUUGUUAUUUUAAGAGUAAGUCGCAAAGUUGCUUUAUUUUAGCUUUUUGUGUAUGCACAAUCCCAAACUGGAAGAAACAAAAAUCCUGCUGUGAAAGGUAUAUAUUACUCUAGAUUUUUCUUAUUGUAAAUAUUGUAAGAUUGUAAUACUGUCGAUAUUUUAUUAACCAACAGAUGUUAAUCUAUGUGAAUUCAGACUUAUUUUAAAUGUGCUUCAUAUUUACUGUAUGUUGUUCCUGUUGCAGACAGUAUUAAGUUAUAUUCUGAUGUAAGAUUAACUUUAUUAAAGAAUGUAAACAUUAAUGUUUCCUUAUGGGAAAAGAAAUAAAAUAUUAUAAAGACAAUUCUUUUCAUUGAAAUAUAAUGUGUACUUAUGCUUGCUAGACCAGUACCACUUAUAAAUUUAGUACAACUAUUCCAAAAUGUUAAUACAGCUAACAUAGUUGUGCUGUUAUUUGAAAGUUCAAGAAUAAGUAUUGUUGGAAUAUAAAGUUUGUAUCAGUCUGCUGUGAAUCAGAACCUUGACAUUUCUAAUCACAUUUGUAAACUUUUUAUAGUGAAAAUUUUAAUGACUUAAUUUUAAAAAUUCUCCACUAAAGAAUAGUCAAAUUAGUAUCCUUUCAGAAGUAGAGUUGUCUUUAUUGUCUUUACAAAAUGACUUUGGUUUUAAGGACCAGAAGUUUUUAAAGGCUUUAGAGCAGAGUUGUUGACAUUUGAGUUUACAAGUUACAAGUUAGUCUUCAUUGGAGAUGUGCCAAUAUACAGUAGAAUAUCAUUAAAUUGCACUGAUUGGGGAGCCCUUUGAGGGUACUUGAAUUUUGCCAAUUAAAAAGUAAGCAAAUGCAAUUCUAAAACCAAAUUCAAGGAUUCUGUAAUAAAUGCAAUUGUUGUGUAAUGAAAAAGCAGUGUUUUGGAAUGUAAUGUAACCCUAAUUUGCUGCCAUGCAUGUCCAUCCCAUUGUUGAGAACUCAAAAUAUGGAAAUACGGCAGAUACCUCUUGAGUCAACUGGCUCUAAGAGUUUGUGGAAUACAGAAAUGGAAACUAGCAAGGUUCUACUGUACUGCUUAUUGAAGUAUUGUGAUUAUUUUAGGCAUUUUGAUUCUUACAAAAUAUAUACUGUAACAGUAUACUUUGUACAGAUUUAAAUUUUAUUUGAAAAAUGAAAUAAAGUAGGCAAAAAUAAAGAUGUUUAUUUUUCAUGUGA